Molecule: messenger RNA, 1854 nt
Organism: Octopus sinensis (East Asian common octopus)
Lineage: Eukaryota; Metazoa; Mollusca; Cephalopoda; Octopoda; Octopodidae
Product: cyclin-dependent kinase 4-like
Exons: 9
Coding region: 179-1366 (395 amino acids)
Biological process (GO): regulation of G2/M transition of mitotic cell cycle; G1/S transition of mitotic cell cycle; protein phosphorylation
Cellular component (GO): cytoplasm; nucleus; cyclin-dependent protein kinase holoenzyme complex
Molecular function (GO): cyclin-dependent protein serine/threonine kinase activity; cyclin binding; ATP binding
Source: RefSeq, a predicted model, not a curated record
UGCUCUCGUUUCCUGUCUUAUUCAAUAAUCGUUUCGAAAAGUUGAGGAAAAAAAUUCACAAAAACUAUUUUCUCGAAAAUGAUCAUCAUAAAAAAAUUGCAUGGAUACAGCUAAUGUUGUCUAAAAAGCUGUUAACAGGAGGCUGAGUUUUGUACUGAGCUAAUGAGCUGGUUCUGAUAUGGCUACUACUUGUAGUUUUUUGAACAGCAAACAAGAAUCCUCAAGUAAUUUCGAUAAACUUUCUGAGAUUGGUCGUGGUGCUUAUGGAACUGUGUAUAAAGCACGUGACCGAAAAAGUGGGCAGUAUGUAGCUAUGAAACAAAUUCCUCUUCCAAAUUCUAAAGAAGGUGUUCCAACUAGUGCAAUAAGAGAAAUCGCAGCCUUACGUAGAAUGGAAAAUUUUGAACAUGAAAAUAUUGUACGGUUUCUGGAUGUCAUCGUUAAUGAUUCUGGUGGAAGAACCUAUCUUACGCUUCUUUUUGAAUACAUUGACCAAGAUCUAUCCAGUUUUCUUGAAAAAUACCCUUCUCCAAGUUUGGAACAAGAUAUAAUUCGGAACAUGAUGAAACAGCUACUCAGUGGUAUUGAUUUUCUCCAUUGUCAUAAAGUUGUACACAGAGACUUGAAGCCACAGAAUAUUCUAGUAACCAGAAAUGGUUUGUUAAAAAUUGCAGAUUUUGGUCUGGCACGAAGUUAUACUUUUCAAAUGACUCUUACUGCAGUGGUCGUAACGUUAUGGUAUCGUGCCCCUGAAGUCAUUCUACAAGCUCAGUACGCUUCACCUGUUGAUUUGUGGAGUUGUGGUUGUAUAUUUGCAGAACUUUUUAACAGAAGGCCUUUAUUCUGUGGACAGUCAGAAAUUCACCAGUUAGCAAAAAUAUUUGAAAUUCUUGGAUUACCAUCCAAGGAAGAAUGGCCAGAAAAUGCAGUUUUACUAUGGAGUUCAUUUACUCCUCAACUGAAAAAACCUUUAGAAGAAUGUGUUCGUGAAAUAGGACCUCUUGCCAAGGAAUUAUUAACGGGGCUGCUUACCAUUAAUCCUAAAGACAGACUAAGUGCCAAACGUGCCUUAAACUAUGCAUACUUUCAUCAAACUCCCUCCCACACAACCACAGAAAACUCCAAUGCAAACCACGCAAUGAAUUCAAGUAACUCAACUAAAAAUAAUACAAACAGCUUUAAUGUUUCUAGUAAUUUGACAACUGCAACAUCAAUUUCAAAUCUACAAACUCCUAGUAAUUCUAUUACUGCUACACCGGGACCAUCACAAAAACAUUCACUUGUAAGCACAACACCUGUAACGACAACUCCCAAACCAGCAGAUAAUUUCGGCAGAAGCAAAAUAGUAAGCAAGAUUAUUGCUUGAACCUCUGUUUUGAACUCUCAUCCAUAUUAGAUACUGUUAUGAUCAUAUAACAGAAUACAUUACCAAUUUAUUUUCAUUGUUGUUUAUAAAAAUUGUGUAAAAAUACAAAAUAUGUAAUUAUUUUUCGACAAAUGUCUACUCUGAGGUGUUUUUAUGUCAAUAGCGAAGUGAGUAGGUUAUAGUUAAUUUUGAAGUUUGACCCUUGGUGGGAGUGUGUUACUUGUGGAUAUUGUCUCGUUAAGGAAGGUGUUGGUUUUUGUUGAGGUUAAAUCUACCUAAUGAAGACAUGGAAGUAACCUGACAGAUCUUUUAUGAAGCUAGUUAACUUAUUGAAAUGUCCAUUCCCAUGGAGUCUUCUACAUUGUCUGCUAAAUUCAUUAAACAAGGAAAAAAAAAAAGCAAAAAAAAAAGCAAAAAACAAUCUUCAUUGUCUAUGUCUUAAAAAUUUAGUAAAAUUAGGUGAUAAUCCAGUAACUCUGAAUAAUAUA